AUGUAUACAACAAUGCCUAACUCCCCACUUGCAAUCCCGCAUCAUUUCCUCGAUAUCGGAAAGGAUGAAUCCAGUCCACCCAUGACACGGAAUGACACGAAUUCUUCUGGACUCGCAUCAUUCCAACCAACUGAUGACCAAGUGGCAGAAGGUUUCCCUUCGUUGGGAGUAUCAACAGCAUCACCGACUCAUCGGACAACACUUCAGGAACGACGCGAAAAAUUGCUCGGCGGGAGUUUUCUCAGUUUAUGUGUCGAGACACUGCAGAACGAUUGUCCAGAGGCCAUUGAAGGGGAUUGUAACAGCAAUAGAACCGUCUUCCGUGGAUGGUCCAAGACAGAUUUGGGUGUCUCAUCACAGGCAUUGUCAAACAACGGAGUCGUUAGGCUUGUAUGUUACAAUAUUUUAGCGCAGCGGUUUCUCUCCAUGCAGCGCUAUCCGCGCUGCCCUCCGUUUGCCCUCGCGGAGGACUACCGCUGUGGAUUUGCAGAACAGGAGUUACUUCAGGCAGAUCCUGACAUCAUUUUGCUACAAGAAAUCAGUGUUGAUGUGUUUGGGAAACCCGGCUUACUGGGCGAGAAUUUGCGGGAAAAGCAUGGCUUCAUCGGUAACCAUGUAGUGGUCACAGAUUUGUCGGGCCGACCUCGCCAUACAAGUUUUGAUUCUUCAACUGACGGAGCUCAGGCCGUAGUUUUCCAAGAAGUGACCACUUCGUCUUCCAAGCCUUCCCCUUCAGGAACUGUGGAGAGCCGCCGUUCUAAUGAUGUCGCUGCUGAGAAAACGGUGGAGCCACCGCGGUCUGAUUUGGAGGGUGUUGCUACAUUUUUCUUGAAGGACCGCUUUGAGUUACUUGAAGUUAUUCCCAUUCGACUCAAUGAAAUAGCUAAUGCUGAUAAGACCCUCACACAAAGUGAACGACGGAGUUUGCGGAGAAUGUCCCACAAUGUAGCUCUUAUAACCGUUUUGCGUGAUCUGAACAAACCAAAUGUAAUAUAUGUGGUGUGCAAUCUUCACCUCCUUUGGAGCGGCUCACGGUGCCAGUUGUGGCAGCUGCACCGCGUAAUGAGUUAUAUUGAACAAGUUAAGGGGGAACACGAGAGUCACAUAGAAAACUCAAAUGGAGAGUGUCCAAUCGUAGCAGUUGUGCUCGGUGGUGACUUUAACUCCGAGUCGUGGGAGCCGCCGAUCGCGUAUGCUUUGAACGGCUCGCUCCCCGAAAGCAGUAAUGUUGGUGCAUGGUGCGGAACACCUGGUAGGGAAACUGGUGCUUUUAGUCCUAUUUCACGCGACACUGAUGUUGAUGUGGAAAAUAGCAAAUCAGGGACCCCAAUGGUUGAAUCGCCCUGUGGAGCGGGAGGUGGUGGUACAUGUAGCGGUUUCACGGCCCCUGCAGCCGGGCACUCAUUGGCUCUAACGGAUGUUUAUGAAAUUUACAGGGAACGCCAUCCGCGGCGUGUAUCAUUUGUGGAUCCGGGAGAUGGCGGUAAAGGUAAAGUAUAUGACCACAUUCUCAUAGACAAGAGGCAUCUUGGUUGUACAGAUGUGUUAAGGCUGUCAUCAAGCACAAAUCUUCCAGCACCAAACUGUCCGAGUGAUCAUUGCCCCGUGGGCGCCGUUAUAGUUCCGCUGUGCUUACUCUCUUAA
Messenger RNA from Trypanosoma brucei brucei TREU927, 1644 nucleotides. Its product is annotated as endonuclease/exonuclease/phosphatase, putative. Gene Ontology annotation, biological process: nuclear-transcribed mRNA catabolic process, deadenylation-dependent decay. Gene Ontology annotation, cellular component: mitochondrion. The transcript has a single exon. Lineage: Eukaryota; Euglenozoa; Kinetoplastea; Trypanosomatida; Trypanosomatidae. The record is from RefSeq and is a predicted model, not a curated record. Gene Ontology annotation, molecular function: 3'-5'-RNA exonuclease activity. Bases 1 to 1644 code for a protein of 547 amino acids.